Cucumis sativus (cucumber) is the source of this 2767-nucleotide messenger RNA. Its product is annotated as protein arginine N-methyltransferase 1.6. Lineage: Eukaryota; Viridiplantae; Streptophyta; Magnoliopsida; Cucurbitales; Cucurbitaceae. The coding region runs from base 175 to 2391 and encodes 738 amino acids. The record is from RefSeq and is a predicted model, not a curated record. Gene Ontology annotation, molecular function: protein-arginine omega-N monomethyltransferase activity. The transcript is spliced from 15 exons. Gene Ontology annotation, biological process: peptidyl-arginine methylation.
UCACUGAUAUAUUCAAUCAAUUUGAUCUUUGAUGCUAGCAACAUCACUGCAACUAGAAGAAAAUGGCAAAAGAAAAAUUUGGAAAGAGGAAGAUAGCACAAUGAAAAUUAAAGGCGCCGCUUCCGCAACCCAAAUUUUCCAAAUGACUAUGAGCUCUAUAUUUCUCAGUCUCUCAUGGCUACUUCUCUAGUGCCCAGAUCCUUGUUUGGCAUUCUUCAUCUUGUUACCACAACCCCUUUUACUUUGGCCCCUCAAUCAUUCAAUCCCUUCAAGUUUUCUGCAGCUCGAACCAUGAGUUCUGAGUCAACUCAGCGCCUUUUCCAGCUACGGUUUGAUCCACUUACCGGUAACUCGGAGUGGGUAGUCAUCGAAGAAGAGGCUGAAGGAGUUCCAGAGAAUUCUCAGAAACCCCUUUUGGCGACAACUUCAUAUUUGGAUAUGCUCAAUGAUUCCACUAGAAACAGAGCGUUUUGUGAAGCCAUUGAUAAGACUAUAUCAAAGCCUUGCCAUGUUCUUGAUAUUGGUGCUGGAACUGGUUUGCUAUCAAUGAUGGCUGCACGAGCAAUGGACUCUGUCAUAGGUGAUUGCAAGGGAAUGGUUACGGCUUGUGAAUCUUAUCUUCCAAUGGUGAAGUUGAUGAGGAAAGUCUUGCGUCUUAAUGGAAUGGAAAGGAAAGUAAAAGUUAUUAACAAACGCUCUGAUGAAUUUCAGUUUGGUGCUGAUUUUACUUCUCGAGCUGAUGCCCUUGUUAGUGAGAUUUUGGACUCAGAACUGUUAGGUGAGGGGCUUAUACCGACCUUACAGCAUGCACAUGACAAACUUUUAGUGGAAAAUCCACUGACUGUGCCAUACAGAGCAACCAUAUAUGGUCAGCUGGUUGAGAGCACAUACUUGUGGAAGCUUCAUGAUUUACGUAACAAUGAAGCAAAAGCAUGUGAUGGCAUCCAUCUUGUUCCAGUAGGGGAUCCUAUCAUAUGUGUCAAGCCACAGCAAUAUGCAAUGCAUUGUGAUGCGAUUGCCAAUGAAGUAAAGCUGCUCUCAGAACCCUUCAGAGUUUUCGAAUUUGAUUUUUGGAAACGUCCAGAGAGUCAUGCUGAAAAUGAGGUGCAUGUCAAGGCAACUGACAGUGGUAGAGUUCAUGCUGUAGUUUCAUGGUGGACGCUGCAGCUUGAUCGUGAAGGAACAAUCUUUUAUUCUACUGCCCCGAAGUGGAUAAGUCCACCUUAUAAUGCAGGAGCUGGUGACUGGUGUGACCAUUGGAAACAGUGUGUUUGGUUUAUCCCAGGCAAUGGUGUGUCAAUAUCCAAGGAAGAAAAGGUUCAUUUAUGUGCUUCUCAUAAUGAUACUACCUUCUCAUAUCAUCUGAAGGCUCAAAUUCCAGGAGGUGAGAUUUUGAAGCAUGGUGUCAAUGCCGAGAAUUUUAAACUCAUACUGCCACCAGAAAGAAUUGCAGUUUAUGGAGAUAGAGAAUGGAGACUUGCAAUGUUAACGGCAAUAAAAACUGCGUUGCAGGGAAGAGCUCCCUCUGCAUGCAUGAUUGCAGAUGAUAGUGUUUUCUUGACGCUUAUGGUUGCUUGCCUUUCGAAAAAAACGCUUGUUUUGUCAUUGUUUCCUGGGAUUCGGGAAAAGGGUACCAAGUAUUUGCAGGCUGUUUCUCGUGUAAAUGGUAUCUGUAUGGAUAGCAUAAAAGUUAUUGAAAAGAGGAAAUCGUGCUUGACCAUCCACGAUACAUUUGAGAAAAAGGUCGACUUGCUUAUCAGUGAACCAUUCUACUACGGAAAUGACAAUGCACUCCCAUGGCACAACCUGCGGUUUUGGAAGGAAAGAACGAUGCUCGAUCCGGUCCUAUCUGAUGAUGUGCUAAUAAUGCCUAGUAAAGGCAUAUUGAGAGCUUGUUUCAUGUCAUUGCCUGAUCUAUGGAGCAGCCGCCGUCGAUUGGGAACAAUCGAAGGUUUUGAUCAUUCUGUUACAAAUGACACAUUGGGAGCUUGUGGCAAGUCACCUGAAGGACAAGAAGGCCCAUUUCUGGCUUUCUACAUCUGGCAAUGUGGAGAACAUGAGGAACUCAGUGAGAUAUUUACAUUGAUGGAGUUUGAUUUCUCAAAACCAAUAAGUCCUUGUAGUGGGAAAAGCCAGGUUAAGGUAACCAAGGCUGGAAUAUGUCAUGGAAUUGUACUGUGGAUUGAUUGGCUAAUAGAUUCAAAGAACUCCAUUGUCAUAUCCACAGGCCCAGAUAAAAGAUACUGGAAGCAAGGAGUUAAGCUUCUUGCUGACCCUGUGGCAGUUGGACCUCGAGAUUCUGGUGAGGGCAUCGAAUGCUGCUCUGCUGCCAUCGAAGCAUCUUUUGAUCCAUCAACUGGUGAACUUGAGUUACGACAUUCUUUUCUGUAAUACAAUAAAGCUUUUCGCUAUCGAUCUGAUACAGAUGACAGGAUAACGAUGAUCACUGCCCCGAGUCAGCUCAAAAAGAAAAAUCUUUGGAAUGGAUCACAAUGGUAAUAUGUUCAAAAGGCACAAACCAGGUCGACUCUUAUGUGAUUUUAUUCUGUCUUUAGAUAAAAGGGUCAUUUAGAGCUUCUUUCAGUUGAUUGAAGAUCAAUAGGUUUGUAACUUCUUAUUUAUUUUUAUUAACUGAUGAAUGAUGAUGAUUACGUUGAUUGAAUAGGUUGUCAUGGUAAGUUCUUUUUGUUUUAGUUCUACUUUUAUUGUAAGAUACAAAGUUGUACCUCCCUUUUCUACAAUGCAAUCAUAGUAUAGUUUUGGCAAA